Molecule: messenger RNA, 603 nt
Organism: Zeugodacus cucurbitae (melon fly)
Lineage: Eukaryota; Metazoa; Arthropoda; Insecta; Diptera; Tephritidae
Gene: hoip
Product: NHP2-like protein 1 homolog
Exons: 2
Coding region: 159-542 (127 amino acids)
Biological process (GO): maturation of SSU-rRNA; mRNA splicing, via spliceosome; ribosome biogenesis
Cellular component (GO): small-subunit processome; nucleolus; U4/U6 x U5 tri-snRNP complex
Molecular function (GO): RNA binding
Source: RefSeq, a predicted model, not a curated record
AGGGCUUGGCAACUCUACACGUGUUUUUGUCUGUACGUUUCUUAUUCGUUUCACUAAAAUUAUUUACUAUUCCAUUGCCCUCAGUGAAGCACCUAGCCGAGAGGUUGCGUUGAAUUUUUCUUAAUUUUUCACUAAAAGUACUACUAAUCUACAUCAAAAUGACCGAGGAAGUCAGCCCAAAAGCAUUCCCACUUGCCGAUGCUCAACUUACCGCGAAAAUUAUGAAUUUGUUGCAGCAAGCAUUGAACUACAAUCAACUGCGCAAAGGAGCUAACGAGGCCACCAAGACUCUGAAUCGUGGUCUUUCCGAUAUUAUUGUAAUGGCUGCUGACACAGAACCAAUAGAAAUUCUUAUGCAUUUACCCCUAUUGUGUGAAGACAAAAAUGUUCCAUAUGUGUUUGUACGCUCCAAGCAGGCAUUGGGACGUGCUUGCGGUGUGUCCAGACCAAUUGUUGCGUGCUCGGUUACAACAAAUGAUGGCUCACAACUCAAAUCGCAAAUCCAAUCAAUUCAACAUGAAAUUGAAAGACUUUUAGUUUAAUGUGAUAAACUAUGUAUUCAAGAUAAGAUGUACAAAUAAAAUAUAUUUUGUGAAAAAAGUA